Molecule: messenger RNA, 3323 nt
Organism: Chelmon rostratus (copperband butterflyfish)
Lineage: Eukaryota; Metazoa; Chordata; Actinopteri; Chaetodontiformes; Chaetodontidae
Product: gamma-taxilin-like
Exons: 11
Coding region: 141-1604 (487 amino acids)
Biological process (GO): regulation of cell cycle
Molecular function (GO): syntaxin binding
Source: RefSeq, a predicted model, not a curated record
ACAGACCUAACGUUAUGUCAUUGUUAGGUAGGUUGGUGUAGGUUAACGUUAGUAUCUCAAAAGUUAUCACUGUUCCUUUUUGUUAGCUUAACAACUACAUCAUACACACCUACUAGCCGACAAGCUUGUGAUCCGGACUGAUGGAGACAACAGAAAUUUGUGAGAUUGAUGUGGCCACUAGAAGAAUAGUAGGAGGCAGUGAUUCUCCACCCGAGCUGGACAGCCCAUGUCAGGAGGAGGUUGCAGAGUUUGGUUUGGGGUUGUGCUGUGCUGAGGAGGAGAGGGGGGAAACUCCAGGCAGAGAGGACAGUCCCAGCGACCUGGGGGAGGCAGAGCUCGACCCCGGAGGAGACCCCAAGACUGGAGAGGACAAGGCUUUUGGGAAGGAGGUUGUUCUUCUGAUGCAGGCCCUGAACUCCCUUGACACUCCUGAGGAGAAACUGGCUGCCUUGUGCAAGAAAUAUGCAGACUUGUUGGAGGAGAGUCGCUGCAUGCAGAAGCGGCUGAAAGCCCUGCAGAAGAAGCAGUCUCAGAUUGUGAAAGAGAAGAUCCACCUGCAGGGAGAGCACAGCAAGGCCAUUCUGGCCCGUAGCAAGCUGGAGAGCCUCUGUAGGGAGCUGCAGAGACACAACAAGACACUGAAGGAGGAAAAUGCCCAGCGGUCCAGGGAGUAUGAGGAGCAGCGGAAGGAGGCCAUGCUGCACUUCCAAAUGACCUUGAGUGAUAUUGAGGUGCAGAUGGAACAGCAUAGUUCCCACAACACCAAGCUGAGGCAGGAGAACAUGGAGCUGGCUGAGAAGCUCAAAAAGCUUAUCGAGCAGUACGAGCUCCGAGAGGAGCAUAUAGACAAAGUGUUCAAGCACAAGGAGCUGCAGCAGCAGCUGAUGGAUGCCAAGCUGCAGAGAAUCACUGAGAUGAUGAAAGAAGUGGAGGAGAAGCAGCAGAGAGAGAGAGACUUUCUGCUAAAGGACGCCACAGAGUCCAGGCGUAAGUGUGAGCUGAUGAAGGAGCAAGAAACGCAGCUCAAACAACAGCUCUCCCUGUACAUGGACAAGUUUGAGGAGUUUCAGAGCACUCUGGCUAAAAGCAACGAGGUUUUCACCACUUUCAGACAAGAGAUGGAGAAGAUGACCAAGAAGAUUAAGAAGCUGGAGAAGGAAACAACACAGUGGAGGACCAAAUGGGAGAGUAACAACCAGGCCCUGCUGCAGAUGGCUGAGGAGAAAACUCUGCGUGACGGACACUUCAAGGCCCUGCAGGGGAAGCUGGAGCUGCUGGAGAGGCUGUGCAGAGCCCUGCAGAAGGAGAGGAAUGACCUCAACAACCGGCUCAGCCUCCUUCAGGAGCAGGGAAGCAAAGAGACCACAGCACCCCCAAAAGACCAGCUACGGGAACCUUCUGCCAGGGAGGAGGAGGAGGGGGAGCAGGAGGAGGAGGAAGAUGAGGAUGGCUUGCCAUGGGGUGACGGGUUGGAGACAGAGGGCAUCCACCAAGCUCCCAGACCACCUGAACUGGACGCUACACCGGCUGCUGCUGACAAAGCCACUGCUGCUACGACAGCAGCCAGCCAGCCUGCAGAAACAGCAACCACGCAGCAGGACUGAACAAGCCUACACAAGCUGUGUGUGUGGGUGAGGAAGGUGUGGUGGGAGGGCACCGUACACCUCCAGCCUAGUUCCAUAACUAGCCAGAAAAAAAACUAUCUUUAAUGGAGAUAGAUUUCUUUUUUUCAACUCUAGACUUGCCUCUCCAGGUCUCUACACAGAAACUGAACCCAUAUCUUUCUCUGUGCGAUAGUUUAACAUUAAAUGAUUGUAUCCAGGAUGCUAUUCUAAAACUUGCCUACAUUUACAGUGGUUGUAAUAAUUGGCUUUCUGGUGAGCACUUUGUGUUCACUGUUUUCUACCAUAACUGUAUUUUCAUAGGGAAUUUCCCUGCAGUCAGAUUGAAGCUUUUCAAAGUCAAAUUGGCCUUUCACUUCUCUCUUCACAUGAUCUCUCCCUGUAGAGUCGUAUGUCUCAUUGGAAAUGCUAGUUUGAUUAAAUUUACACGUGGGUAUAUCGCAUUGAUAUUGUCAUAGGUCGCUUUCUGUUAAAAGACCCCUGCAGUCAGAUUGUGAUCUGAAAAGCUGGAAGACGAUAUGGGACGUUGUGAAAAACAAGUUGGGCUUAUUUGACAUCUUCUUUAGCCAAAGGGUAUUAAAUAUCUUUUUGAUCACAUCAUCUCAGAACAUGGAUAAUUUAAAGUUUUUCGAAGUGUCACAGUAAAAUGAAUCUGCACAUCCUUGUGAAAUGGUUGUUGCUGGUUUGAAGCUUGGUAACGUAGCAGUAACUGACAACAUGCUAACUACCUGCCAGCCACAAUAGUCCAACAAGCUGGCCAGUUUGCUAAUUGUUAGUUAGCAAGUUAGCUGGUAGGGCUGUCACUUUUCUGUGGGGAAAAAAAUGAGUAUUUGAUCUGUAAUCUGAAUUCAAAAUUAGCCCAACAGGCUUGUCAUCUGUUUCACACAGUCAGUCAACUAGGUUCUCCUUACUAACGCAAAAUAUAGAAAACUGACCAUGCUGAAAAGAUAAUCAUUUCUCAGAUAAUCUGAGAAAUAAUAAUAACAAACAUCAACUCAGCAACAUAGUUUAGGAUUAGUCUGUCUUGUUCAACUGCAACAAAUGAUGUUUAAAUUUGUUUGAACUUGAAUUUUGGAAAUGGUGACAGCCCUAGCAGCUGGCUUGGUUGCUGACUGGACUGGAAUUUACUUGAGACAUAUUUAUACCAUCAACUCCUGCCUGGUAGAGCAGUGUUGUUUAACACGGGGUAAAUCCUAAGUGUUGUACUCCGGUUCUCUGUUCCCUCAAAAGUCAGCACUGUCAACAGUGGAAAUUUGCAUCAACAAGUUGAAGUUGAAGUUGUGGUUGUGUAAAGGCCCGUCUGCCCGACCCUAUAUUUGGCUAAAAGCAGUUUAAGAAGUAGCCACCUGUUAGCAGACUGUUAGCAGCUUCAGAGUGGAUCUUCCUUUGAUAGGUAAAUUAUAGCUCCACCAGUUCAGAACCAGAGAGAGACAUCUGAAAAGGGCUGAAGUUGAACCUUCAGCGUGUGGCUGCCACUACUAAUUGACAGCAUGCCUCUUACUGUAGCUCGAAGAGUCGGCUUUGGCCCCCUGACUGCUGGAGAGGGAGUCUCAGAGGACUGAAAGCUUUAGUAAGGAUGAAACUGAUGGUACACCACUAGACCGAGUCCUGGGAUGAUUGCUGGAUAGUUCUGUUGCAAGCUGUCGUCUUUUCAGUCACGAUCCUUAAAAAAAAAAAAACAAUUUUGUUGCUGUUAUUCAA